Messenger RNA from Rosa rugosa (rugosa rose), 1676 nucleotides. Its product is annotated as probable hexosyltransferase MUCI70. Bases 111 to 1493 code for a protein of 460 amino acids. The transcript is spliced from 6 exons. NCBI's taxonomy places the organism in Eukaryota, Viridiplantae, Streptophyta, Magnoliopsida, Rosales, Rosaceae. The record is from RefSeq and is a predicted model, not a curated record.
ACAUGCAGAACGGUAGAACAAGAGGGUCAGACUUGGAUGUCAAGAAACCCUAGUUCACCCAAAUUUGAGUUUCAAUUCCAAUCCAAUUUGCGCAUUCAACGCCACUCUGAAUGUUGAACAACAAGAGCAUAUCAAUCGCAGUGUCGGAUGACGAAUCUGACGAACUCGGCCGGAUGCGCGUUCAAGUUCGCCGGAAGCGCAAGAAACUCCACCACCGAUUCAAGAACGGAGUGGUGAGGAAUCUGGUCAGGUACUGGCCCCUGUUCUGGGCCCUUGUGAUUUUUCUAGCAGCGAUUGGUUUGCUUCUGUAUGAGGCAUGGACUAUCGGCUGGAAAUCCCCUCAACUCAAUAGCUCAGAACUCACUGCGGUGAACAAUGAUUUGAAUCGGCUUGAUCCUAUCACUCAGGUUGUUCGUGGCGUUACGCAACGUUGCUUGCCAAUCUUACCUCCUGAACAACUUGAGCAUCUGGAAAUUCCUGUGCUCCAAGAUUCCACUAGUCCUGUUAAAAAAUUGAUAUACACAACUGAGAAUGAUGCUCCGUUGUUAGGACGACGGUACAACACCCUGUCUCAAGAGCACACAGAUGCAACAAGAUUUAAUUUGUUUACUGGAAAUCAAACUCUAGAUCAGAGAGGUGAAAUGUUUAAGGUAAAUGAAACUGUUACUAUAAACUGUGGUUUCUACAGUGAAGGUGGUGGGUUUAAGAUCUCAAAUGAAGACAAGAAUUACAUGAAAAGUUGUGACAUUGUAGUCUCCACUUGUGCAUUUGGUGGUGGAGAUGAUCUUUAUCAACCCAUUGGAAUGUCAGAGGCAUCCCUUCAGAAGGUUUGCUUUGUUGCUUUUUGGGAUGAAGUUACUGUGAGUACUCAAGAGUCAGCUGAACAUAGAAUUGGUGAGGAUGGAUUUAUUGGGAAAUGGCGCAUUGUGGUUGUAAAAGAUCUCCCUUUUGCGGACCAAAGGUUAAAUGGAAAAAUCCCGAAGAUGUUGGCGCAUCGUCUUUUUCCUCUUUCAAAGUAUUCCAUUUGGGUAGAUUCGAAGUCCCAAUUUAGAAGGGACCCUUUAGGUGUGCUCGAAGCUCUUCUCUGGCGUACAAAUUCUGUACUUGCAAUCUCAGAACAUGGAGCUCGUAGUAGCAUUUAUGACGAGGCGAAGGCUGUUGUUAAGAAAAACAAGGCCAAACCUGAAGAAGUUAAGAUGCAGUUGACUCAAUAUCGGAGUGAUGGCUUGCCAGAAGACAAGCGAUUCAAUGGAAAGAAAGCUCUAGCGGAAGCAUCUGUUAUCGUGAGGGAGCAUACCCCACUGACUAAUAUGUUUAUGUGCCUCUGGUUCAACGAGGUGGUUCGUUUUACUUCUCGCGAUCAGCUUAGUUUCCCGUAUGUACUAUGGCGGUUGAAAGUGCUCAAGAACAUUAACAUGUUCCCUGUAUGCACCCGCAAAGAUCUUGUUACUAGCAUGGGCCACAUUCGCAAGGCUAUGCCUCUCAGUAUUUGACACCUAGUACAUUCAACUUCUCAGUUAGUGAACAGGGGUGUGCUGACACUCCACGCGGUAGUAAAUUUCUUCAUUUAUUUGUAAUUCUAAUUGAUUUGUUCCAUAUGAUACAAAAUGUUGAUAGACUUUUACCAGAAAAGAUUUUCGCCUUACCAUUCGAGUGCUUGGUUAUAAGUUGCAUAG